This is a messenger RNA of Pyricularia oryzae 70-15, 874 nucleotides long. RefSeq lists its product as uncharacterized. Gene Ontology annotation, cellular component: mitochondrial large ribosomal subunit; ribosome. Gene Ontology annotation, biological process: translation. NCBI's taxonomy places the organism in Eukaryota, Fungi, Ascomycota, Sordariomycetes, Magnaporthales, Pyriculariaceae. Bases 178 to 615 code for a protein of 145 amino acids. The transcript has 2 exons. Gene Ontology annotation, molecular function: structural constituent of ribosome. The record is from RefSeq and is a predicted model, not a curated record.
CACGGCAGCUCUGCGGAAAGCUUCAACGUGUGACCUCACCAGAGUCCAAAAAAGCCAUCAAAACCACCCCCAAUUAACCACGCGAAACCCACUUCCCACGCGCCGAAUACUCAUCGCAGCUUCUAGCCCGCUCGGCGCAUCGAUCACAUCCAUUCAAUAACCCGGCUGGCCACAGCAAUGGCGUCGGUCUCCGCGCUCGCCCCCGGGUUGCGGGCAGUAACGAGGCAGACGGUUAGGAUACCAAGCUCUUUUGCGAAGAGUCUCGGGCCGCAAAGGUCCUUCUCCUCGCUGCCGACCCUGAGACCGACGACCUGCCCACGGGCCAGCCCAGUCUUCCGCUCUCCGUCCUCGUCCCUCCUCUCGGCAUCCAUCAUGCAGCCGACGAUGCCGACGACCGCCGGCGAGGCGGCUUUGGACCUGGUGCCAAAGACGUCGAUAACGGGUAACCCGGCGGCGCUGGGCCAGAUUCGCUGCGGACCGCGCCCGACCACCGCCAGGACGAGCCGGCUCAAGCGUGCGAGGAAGCACGGCUUUCUGGUCAAGACCAGAACCGCCAAGGGAAGGAAAAUGUUGGCGAGGAGGCAGGCCAAGGGGCGGAAGACUCUUACUUGUUGAAGAUCUGCCAGCGAGGUCUUUUGUGGUCGAGAGGAAAGGGGAGGAACAAACAAUGAGCCCGACGCUCAAAUGAUGCGCCACCCGUGCCCGAGCGUGCUCUGUAAAUCUGUAGUAUAUCUCUAGAGGGCUUUGGCCGUGUAUGGAUACGUAUUUUUGACAAGAAUAAAAACAAAACAUCACUCAUGUUUGCAGGGGCGGUUGGGUUCAAAGUUGGCGAUUGCAUACCGCCCAAUUUUUUAAUACCGUGGGGGGACCAGAG